Molecule: messenger RNA, 390 nt
Organism: Symbiodinium natans
Lineage: Eukaryota; Dinophyceae; Suessiales; Symbiodiniaceae
Source: the annotation of a GenBank genome assembly
AUGAUGGUGGCUUUCGUCGUGACCACACGACAUUUGGUUUCUUGGUGGUGGUGUCCAGCUGCAUCGAACAUCAUCUUCACCUACCUGCUCGUGAUCUACCACGGGGGCGACGAGUGCCGAUCCUCCGUGCGAUUGCUGUGCUCUGUCAACUUGUUCUUUUUCGUGGACUCGCCAUACAAGCGGCGUGCAGCACGGAAGAUCUCCAGGUGGCUGGACCUCAAGUUCCUCCUGGAAGUGAUCAUCCUGCCACUGCUUGUCGUUUCGGCGGCCGGUUGUGCCGGGGACCAGGCCUGGAUUGACUUGAAGAAGAACGUCUACAUGCACAUCUCCGAGUGCCUUGACUGUCAAGUGAGCCCGAUCUCUGCAGCACGGUGCAGUACUCGUAUAUGA